GUGAUCGGAUACAAAAUGUCUUCCUGUAUGCUUGCGCUACCAACCAACGUGUUGAAAAAUGUUUACCAACAAGUUAUCUAGGCACCCACAGAAGUACUCUGAAAACAAGCCACUUCCUAUGGAGGUAAAAGGUGAUGAGCCGGAAUACCAAGAACAGCAGGGCAAAGAUCUGGACCCUCCUAAAAACAAACCAUCUCCUAUGGAGCAGCACCCACAGCAGUGCUCUGAAAAAGAGCCUAUGGAUGAAGAUGGUUAUGGGCCUGAUAACCAAGCACAGGACUACUUUGACCUUAACCCUCCUGAAAGCAAAUCAUCUCCUACAGAGCAGCACCCACAGCAGUGCUCUGAAAACAAUCAAUGUUCUAUGGAGGUAAAUGGUUAUGGGGCUGAUAACCAAGCACAGGACUACUUUGAUCUGCACCUUCCUGAAAGCAAAUCAUCUACAAUUGAGCAUCCACAGCAGUACUCUGAAGAUGAGCCUAUGGAGGAAGAUGGUGAUGAGCCUGAUAACCAAGAGCACGAGUGCAAAGUUCCGCACCCUCCUGACAACAAACCAUCUCCUAUGGAGCAUCUACAGCAGUACUCUGAAGAUGAGCCUAUGGAGGAAGAUGGUGAUGAGCCUGAUAACCAAGAACAGGACUACUUUGAUCUGAACCCUCCUGAAAGCAAAUCAUCUCCUACGGAGCAGCAUCCACAGCAGUUCCCUGAAAACAAUCAAUGUUCUAUGGAGGUAGAUGAUGAUGGCCCCAAGUACUAAGUACCAAUGGAGAUAGAUGAUAAUGGGCCUGAUACCCAAGCAUAGGAGUGCAAAGAUCUGCACCCUCCUGAAAACAAUUAAACCAUCUCCUUUAGUAGAAGCAAAGAUUCUUUUUCAUAAAGGAUAGAUUUAAGGAGAAACUUUUGAUCGUCGGAUUCAACAUUGUGUACAGGAUUGUCUUAUGACAUGAAAUAUUGCCGUCAGAUAUGACAUGUCUACAUUGUGAAGUUGUCAAAUAUUAUUUCUACAUUUUUGUAUUUCAUUUUGGUUCAUUAGGAAGAACAUAUAACACAAUUGUUGUUUGGGAGAACCAUGUUUAACCAUCAAUUCAACCAUUCUUGCAAACUUCUCCAUUUAUCCUUUAUAAAUACGAAAGAAAGUGUUUUCUUCAUUUCUUGUGCUUCAAUCUGCUCACAAUUCUGAAUAAAAAGGAUAUCUAUCUAUCCUUUAUAUUGUGUGCUAGCUAUCAGGAUAACCAGCUGUCAGUAUUACAACUUCAA
Lingula anatina is the source of this 1257-nucleotide messenger RNA. Its product is annotated as sporozoite surface protein 2. NCBI's taxonomy places the organism in Eukaryota, Metazoa, Brachiopoda, Lingulata, Lingulida, Lingulidae. The record is from RefSeq and is a predicted model, not a curated record.